UCUCCUCCAUCAGACUCGUCAGGCGCAGUUCGAAACGCGGGGAUCACAACAGAAGAGGAGAGAAGCUUCCAGAGGAGAGGAAAGGGAGCGCGUUGGUGGUGUGCGGCCAUGGAUCGGGUUCGCGGAUCCGCGUUCCUGCUCGGCGUCCUGCUCGCAGGAUCCCUGUUUGCAUUCUCAGUUGCAAAGGAGGAGACCAAGAAGCUCGGCACCGUGAUCGGUAUCGAUCUCGGUACCACCUACUCCUGUGUUGGUGUCUACAAGAACGGUCAUGUCGAGAUCAUCGCCAAUGACCAGGGUAACCGUAUCACACCCUCAUGGGUUGCCUUCACCGAUAGUGAGAGGCUCAUUGGUGAGGCUGCCAAGAACCAGGCAGCUGUCAACCCUGAGCGGACCAUCUUCGACGUCAAGCGUCUCAUCGGAAGAAAGUUUCAGGACAAGGAAGUCCAGAGGGACAUGAAACUUGUUCCCUACAACAUUGUUAACAAGGAGGGCAAGCCCUACAUUCAGGUCAAGAUCAAGGAUGGAGAGAACAAGGUCUUCAGCCCUGAGGAGAUCAGUGCCAUGAUUCUUGGCAAGAUGAAGGACACCGCUGAGGCGUACCUUGGCAAGAAGAUCAAUGAUGCUGUCGUCACUGUUCCUGCGUACUUCAACGAUGCGCAGAGGCAGGCGACCAAGGAUGCUGGUGUCAUUGCCGGCCUCAAUGUUGCUAGGAUCAUCAAUGAGCCAACUGCUGCUGCUAUUGCCUACGGUUUGGACAAGAAGGGUGGCGAGAAGAACAUCCUUGUCUUUGACCUUGGUGGUGGUACUUUCGAUGUCAGCAUCUUGACCAUUGACAACGGUGUGUUUGAGGUGCUUGCCACCAACGGUGACACCCAUCUUGGAGGUGAGGACUUUGACCAGAGGAUCAUGGAGUACUUCAUCAAGUUGAUCAAGAAGAAGUACAGCAAGGACAUCAGCAAGGACAACCGUGCUCUUGGAAAGUUGAGGAGGGAAGCUGAGCGUGCCAAGAGAGCCCUCAGCAACCAGCACCAGGUCCGUGUUGAGAUUGAGUCCCUCUUCGACGGGACCGAUUUCUCGGAGCCGUUGACCCGUGCCAGGUUUGAGGAGCUGAACAAUGAUCUGUUCCGCAAGACCAUGGGCCCUGUCAAGAAGGCCAUGGAAGAUGCUGGCCUUGAGAAGAGCCAGAUCCACGAGAUUGUCCUUGUUGGUGGAAGCACCAGGAUUCCCAAGGUCCAGCAGCUCCUGAGGGACUACUUCGACGGCAAGGAGCCCAGCAAGGGUGUAAACCCUGAUGAGGCUGUUGCCUACGGUGCUGCGGUGCAGGGAAGCAUCUUGAGCGGCGAGGGUGGUGAUGAGACCAAAGAUAUCCUUCUCCUUGAUGUGGCUCCCCUCACCCUGGGUAUUGAGACUGUUGGUGGAGUCAUGACCAAGUUGAUCCCCAGGAACACUGUCAUCCCCACCAAGAAGUCGCAGGUGUUCACCACCUACCAGGACCAGCAGACCACCGUCUCCAUCCAGGUCUUCGAGGGUGAACGCAGCAUGACCAAGGACUGCCGUCUUCUCGGCAAGUUCGACCUCUCUGGCAUUCCACCAGCUCCAAGGGGCACUCCCCAGAUCGAGGUGACCUUUGAGGUUGACGCCAAUGGUAUCCUAAACGUGAAGGCCGAGGACAAGGGCACUGGCAAGUCAGAGAAGAUCACAAUCACGAACGAGAAGGGCCGCCUGAGCCAGGAGGAGAUUGACCGCAUGGUCCGGGAGGCGGAGGAGUUCGCCGAGGAGGACAAGAAGGUGAAGGAGAAGAUCGACGCCCGGAACCAGCUUGAGACGUACGUGUACAACAUGAAGAACACGAUCGGCGACAAGGACAAGCUGGCGGACAAGCUGGAGAGCGAGGAGAAGGAGAAGGUUGAGGAGGCCCUCAAGGAGGCCCUCGAGUGGCUGGACGACAACCAGUCGGCCGAGAAGGAGGACUACGAGGAGAAGCUCAAGGAGGUGGAGGCCGUGUGCAACCCCAUCAUCUCGGCGGUGUACCAGAAGUCUGGCGGCGCCCCGGGUGGUGGUGCCGACGAGGAGGGCGGCGUCGAUGACGACCACGACGAGCUGUAGAUGAUGCCGGAGAAGCCAAAUUUUUGUAACAGUGUUUAGGGGGCUUAUGAAUGACUCUUGGGGGCCGGCGGUGACGGAGACUAAUCUUCUUCCUCUGAAUGGGUGUAUCGCUGCUCUUUUAGCUGCUGAGUGUAGAACUCUGGUUUUUUUUUUUUUAAACUUCCUUGUGAUUUUUCUUGUUAUUAUAGCGGAUUCGCAUCGGAAUUUAUGUGAAGAAAAGAAGAUGCUUCGGGAUUUAUCU
Messenger RNA from Setaria italica (foxtail millet), 2347 nucleotides. RefSeq names its product luminal-binding protein 3. Bases 109 to 2106 code for a protein of 665 amino acids. Gene Ontology annotation, biological process: endoplasmic reticulum unfolded protein response; protein refolding; cellular response to unfolded protein. Gene Ontology annotation, molecular function: misfolded protein binding; ATP binding; heat shock protein binding. The record is from RefSeq and is a predicted model, not a curated record. Gene Ontology annotation, cellular component: membrane; nucleus; cytoplasm. NCBI's taxonomy places the organism in Eukaryota, Viridiplantae, Streptophyta, Magnoliopsida, Poales, Poaceae. The transcript has 8 exons.